CUGGAGCAGAUCCUGCUGGGCCGUAUUCAGGUCCCGGAUGAUGAGGAGGAGGAUGACGGCCCUGAGGAGACCCCCGCCGCCGCCCCCGCCCCUGCCGCCGCCCCCGCCGCCCCCGCCGCCGCCGCUGCGCCGCUGGCCCAGGCGGCCGCCGCGGCGCCGGUGGCGGCACUGGCUGGGAAGAAGGGAGAUAUGGAUAGUGGAAUGGACUCGGGUCUGGGGAUCACCCAGGAGCUCAGCUCCGCCUGUGACGUCACCGGGCCCAUCAGCGACGCUGAGGGUACCGGUCUGCCUGGUCCCGCCGUUCGUCAGCUGAGCGCCCUGCUGGACGGAGACAGCGGGCCCUGGCGGACGGUGGCCGAACUACUGGAGCUAGAUGUCACCACUGUGCAGCGCCAGGCCAGCCCCACCGUCUACAUACUGCGCUGUGUCAAGAAAUACAGCAAUCUCUCUCUGGAGUACCUGGGACAAGUUCUGGGGUCGCUGGGACUGGCUGAGGCGCAGACGGUGGUCAUGAACCAUGUGCGUCAGUGAACGGGCACCUGAUUGGUCGACUUAGAGCCAAGUCGCGUGCUGAUUGGUCAACGUGGAACAUCGGACGUCCCGAUUGGUCAACUUACGGCCAACUCGCGAACUGAUUGGCUAACUUAAAGUGAACUCGCGUCCUGAUGGUCCGCUGCCGACCAUUUCGCAUCCUGUUUGGUGUAGACACGCGCACUGCGCUUUAAGAAACUUUAACAUGGCGUGUUACCAUUGGCGGAAGACUGCGCGUCUCGGAGAUCGUGAUUGGUGUAAAGCGGGCCCACAGCGAGCCGGGCCGUGAUUGGUAGAUACCUGAGAGACCAGUUCUGAACGGCACAGGCCGCAGCGUGCUGAUUGGUCGACAUAAUGACGCGUGCUGGUUGGUUGAAGCGCUCUCGAGCGUCCUUCUGAUUGGCUGUUUCAGAUUCGACGUUACCUAGCCUCUGCGCGGGGUUCUUAUGUCGCAGGUAAGAUGUGCUGGUAUGUGAGACGAUGUCAAUCCGUAUAUCUGUGCUUAUUGUGCGUGUAAAUGUCGCUAUUUUCAUAUGCCCAUGGUUAGUUAGAUAAGGCUCAGCUGCACAGAUUUAACAGGGGUGUCCGAUGGGUACUGCACUGCAGAUAAAUCACUAGCGGUUCUGCUCCCAGUCAUCCUAUGACGUCAUACAUGACGUCACAUCCAUCGCCCCGCCCCCGUGUGUGACGUCAUGACUGUGAGUUGGAUGUAGCUGCUAAAAUCAAACGCUGUAGUUAGCUGUGCCGACAGAAGAGGUGUUUAGUUCAGUUGUGUCUAGGUUUAAGGCUCGCUGUAUUGGGUGCAAGCGAGGGAUGGGGGGGGGGGGGAGGAAGGGACAACAUCGGGAUAAGGUCCGGAAAGCUGGAUUUGGGGUGGGGGGGCUUUUUUCGGCAUUUUCUUUGGGGGCGGGGUGAAGAGGAGAGCCAGUUGUAUUCGCUUUUGCCGACGUUUACCAAUCGUUUGCCGAGUUCAAACCGCUUCGGCGGUCCCGCGUUAGCUCCUUGUAGCUCCCGCUUUAGCCCACGGUUGGCUCCUUGUAGCUCCCGCUGUGGCCCACGGUUGGCUCCAUUGCCUCGCGCUGCACUUUGUAGCUCGUGUUGGCUCAUUGUAGCCACCGCUAUGGCUCGCGGUUAGCUCGCUGCUGGCUCGCUGUAGCUCCCGCUCUGGCUCGCGGUAAGCGCCGCUGCGCGGGGGCUCUCAAACCAUUCGGUUGGUCUGUGUGUGUGAUUUGAGGGCCUCUGGCGCCCGCCCGCGGUAUGUGCUGAUACUAUGUGUUGGGCCUGUGACGUCAGCAGGACUGGUGACGUCACAGAUGCUGAUGUAAUCGUUAGAAUAGUCAAUAAAAAUAUACUUUUAAA
Molecule: messenger RNA, 1890 nt
Organism: Amphibalanus amphitrite
Lineage: Eukaryota; Metazoa; Arthropoda; Thecostraca; Balanomorpha; Balanidae
Product: dihydrolipoyllysine-residue succinyltransferase component of 2-oxoglutarate dehydrogenase complex-like
Exons: 3
Source: RefSeq, a predicted model, not a curated record